UUAAUUUUCCUUGCAGGUAAUCCGCCAUGUUCAGUGGAUGGAGCUUUCAACUAUUCUUGGGAUUAUGCACAGCAAGUCCAUUAUCCCCAUCACGCUCAGCAAGUAGGUCCUAUCUUCUUCAAGACACCAAGGAAGUGCAGUGUUUUUGGAAUCUGCUCGGAGGGCUCAGGAAAGCAGUUUUUCUAUUUAGUGGAUGAGGCAGAAAACUCUGGGAUAGGCAAGGGAGCUAACUCAGUUGUCAGCAUGGUCCAUCACUGUUUCCAGCAUCAUGGUCAUGGAGAUAAAGUUGCCAUUAUGUCUUCAUGUUACGAUCCGGUAUUCCAUGAAGAUAGCUGGUCACACAAAGUUUGAUCCAGACUGGCAUUUCGGUGUGUGGAAGCUGCGCUGGAGAUCAAGUGUUGUGGAAACUCUGCAAGAAGUUGCCCUAUCAGUAAUGAAAUCGUCAC
Mizuhopecten yessoensis (Yesso scallop) is the source of this 446-nucleotide messenger RNA. RefSeq lists its product as uncharacterized. The annotation marks the transcript as partial. The transcript has 3 exons. NCBI's taxonomy places the organism in Eukaryota, Metazoa, Mollusca, Bivalvia, Pectinida, Pectinidae. The record is from RefSeq and is a predicted model, not a curated record.